AUGCAGCUAUCCUGGAAACCAGGAUAUACCCUCUCCAAUAGGCCCGUAAGAAGGUCAGCAGCCCGUAGGACCAACAGGGGUCGGUUGGGAAACGCAGAUCGACCUCAGCAAUUUGUGUUCGUUACAGAGAAUCCUAUGAGAGAUCUCAACGUUUCCAAGGAAUUUAGCCUUUCCGUAGAGACGCCAUUUGAGGUCUCGGGUGAUGCAUCGCCAACUACAGCUGCUGAUCCUAGGACAGCUGGAUUACAGCUUCAUCGAGAUAACAGCGAAGACCAAGGCCAAGGCCAAUCCCCGUGUUCAUCUACACCGACAGACGACGGGCAGCUACAAUUAGCUGACGAAGACGCCUUCUAUGAAUGGUCGAGUCAAGUCGCUACUACUAGUAUAGAUUCAAGUUCCAUGGCAGCUCCAGACCUCCCCAACACUACUAUAUCUAUGCCACCGAGCGUGCUGUACAAUAACAUCUGGCAGCGAUUUGGGCCUGUCCUUCAAAGAUACAAUAUGGAAUUCUGCACGAUUCCAUUAACGUUCGAUUUAAAGAUGAAUCCGUUUCGAUAUCACAAAACCAUCGUUCCGGAACCUAUGUUUCUGGUCCAUGCGGUGAUGGCUUUAGCGGGUCAUCAUGUUAAGAGCCCAUCAACCGAUGACCAUCACUAUACAGCGUUGAAAAUCCUCCGCGAGGGUCUUAACGCAUCUGGUAAUGUGGAAGAUGGCUCCUCCGUGCUUGAUGCGAUUAUGAUUUUAUUUUCCUUCGAUGAAACUCAAUCCACCCUUGGAUAUUGGAGUACACAUCUCAAGGGAGCCUAUGGCCUCAUCGAAGCGUGCGGGGGAAUCGAAGCAUGGACCAUGUCCGCUCGGGCAGACGCUCAAAUAGCAUUGCUGUUGUGGUGGGAUGCCAUCAUUAGUCUCUUAUCCCGGGAAGACUGCGUGUUCCCGUACGCAUACGUCGAAACCAUCCUAUCGAACCCCGAUGAUCGGAUGUGGAAUUUCUUUGACCUCUGCGGGUGCCCACACAGCGUGGUCACGCUGCUCAUGCAAGUUGUGCGUCUGAGUGCCGAGAAACGCCAAUCGUCGUCCAUGCGGUACGUGACCUUCGACACCACGAUGAUUGCCCAAAUCGAGCAAGCGCUCGAGUCCUGGCAUCACAUCUUCCCUGCCGCACUUGCCUUCGGUAGUAGCGAAGAGGACAUCCAUAAAGACCAAGAUUGUAUGCACUGCUCAGAGGCAUGGAGACACGGCCUGCUUCUCUACAUAUACCGUGUAUUCCGAUGGAAGCCGGGAAGCCCGAUUCCCACGCAUGUUGUCCGUUGGGCCCGGAUUGUUGUGGACCAUGUGGUAGCGUGUCGCGACGAGAGCAUGGUCGCCCGGCAAGCGUUGCUGCCACUCUUCUUUGCGGGCUGCGAACUACGCGAUCGAUCGGUACGGAAGAAGAUUCUGCAUUUCUGCUCGGUGUGGAAUGACCGGACGCGGUAUCAGAUGUUUGGGAGCACCAUCCCGUUGCUUGAAGAAGUAUGGGCGGAGCAGGAGGCGAAGGGGUUUGAGAACGUGUGGUGGGGUCACAUCGUGGAUCGAAAACACACCGUGUCUUGUUAUCCGUUGCAAAUGCGGCUUUGCUUUGGAUGA
Molecule: messenger RNA, 1623 nt
Organism: Aspergillus vadensis CBS 113365
Lineage: Eukaryota; Fungi; Ascomycota; Eurotiomycetes; Eurotiales; Aspergillaceae
Product: fungal specific transcription factor domain-containing protein
Exons: 5
Coding region: 1-1623 (540 amino acids)
Biological process (GO): positive regulation of transcription by RNA polymerase II
Cellular component (GO): nucleus
Molecular function (GO): transcription cis-regulatory region binding; DNA-binding transcription factor activity
Source: RefSeq, a predicted model, not a curated record